Bombyx mori (domestic silkworm) is the source of this 1685-nucleotide messenger RNA. It is a transcript of the gene betaggt-I, whose product is annotated as geranylgeranyltransferase type I beta subunit. Gene Ontology annotation, molecular function: CAAX-protein geranylgeranyltransferase activity. Lineage: Eukaryota; Metazoa; Arthropoda; Insecta; Lepidoptera; Bombycidae. Gene Ontology annotation, cellular component: CAAX-protein geranylgeranyltransferase complex. Gene Ontology annotation, biological process: protein geranylgeranylation. The record is from RefSeq and is marked provisional.
UUCCUUUUGCCAAUUUAUAUAAAGAAAAAGUCAGUCAUAGUCAUAAAUUAAUUUUAUAUUCUGGUCGUCAUAGUUUUGCCUGAGUUUCUCGGAAAACGACUGUACUGUAUGCAGUUAAAGUCUAAUUUUACUUUAAGCCUUUGUUGUUUAAUUUCAUUUGUUUUUAUUUUCGACAUUAAGCCAUUGGAAUAGUGAUUAUAUUUGGAUAUUUAAGCAAUUGUCAUUGCUAGAAUAUGUCAGAGCAGUUGAGAGGUUGUGUGUCGGUUUACUUUUUGGAUUUUUUGUCGUUUCUAAAUUAAAGUUAAAAACAGUUCUACUAACUAUUACAAAUUAUGAGAUAAAUUGUGUGCUUAUUUUCUAUAUGUGAAUCGAAUUCAUAUUUAUAAAUAAGGAUAAAUUUUAAUUAAAGUUACAAUAAUAAAUUGUACUUAGAAGCCCAAAACAUUAACGUACAAUAAUGAAUAACGAAGGAAACAAGGAUAUGGCUCAUCGUCAGCACGUAAAAUAUUUCAUGAGAUUUUUGAAUAUUUUGCCUUCGUCUCUAUCAUCACACGAUACUACAAGAGUUACAAUAGCAUAUUUCUCUGUUGCCGGCCUGGAUGUCUUAGGAUCCAUAUCAGCAAUAUCUCUUGAUCUGAGAUCCAGGAUUAUUGAAUGGUUGUAUAGGCUUCAAGUACAUCCUGAUAAGGAAACGGGCGACAUGUCACUAUGCGGCUUCCAAGGCUCCUCAACGAUAAACAUAAGACUGGAUCCGGAUAACAAUCAAUUUCGAUGCGGCCAUCUAGCGAUGACGUACACUGGUCUGUGCAUACUGCUGGCGUUGGGCGAUGACCUAUCGAGAAUCAACAGAACAGCCUUAAUUCAAGGCGUGAAAGCGUUGCAGACGGACGAAGGGAACUUCUCGGCAACCCUGUCGGGCUGCGAGUCGGACAUGCGGUUCGUGUAUUGCGCUGCGUGUAUCAGUUACAUAUUGAACGAUUGGUCCGGCUUCGAUAUAGAGAAGGCCACAGAUUACGUCAUUAAAUCUAUAGGCUACGACUAUGGCAUCGCUCAAUGUCCCGAGCUAGAAUCCCACGGGGGUACGACGUUUUGUGCUCUGGCAACACUAGCGCUAACCGACCAAUUGGACAAGCUAUCCGAAGCGCAGAUCGACGGUCUGAAGCGUUGGUUGGUUUACCGGCAAAUCGACGGUUUUCAGGGGAGACCGAAUAAGCCGGUCGACACGUGCUACAGUUUCUGGGUGGGCGCCUCGUUGAAGAUACUGAACGCUUUACAGCUGACGAACUACGGCAGCAAUAGGAGGUACGUGUACGAGACGCAGGAUAUGGUCGUGGGGGGUUUCUCGAAAUGGCCGGACACGUGCACGGACCCCAUGCACACGUAUUUGGGCCUGUCCGGUUUGAGUUUGAUAGGCGAGAGCGGUCUUCUAGAGAUAGAACCAAGAUUGAACAUAACGAAACGGGCCUACGAACAUUUGAAGUGUCUGCACGAACAGUGGGUGUCGUAGCUCGCGUUAUCAAAUCGCAAAUAAACUGAAUUGAAUCUAGGGAUUUGUUCUCUGAUGAAACAUUUUUUUGUUUUUGUUACCAGUUGUCAUUUUAUUAGUCACAUAUUAUUAGUAUGAAUGAUAAGUUAGGUUUAUAUUCGUGUAAAUAUCAAUAUAAUUCAUCAAAAUUACAAUAGAC